GUCCGUGCGUCCCGACGACAGACACCGAUCCCGUACUUCUCCGGGCGUUUGGAAAAAACCCGAAACUGUCUCACAUGACAACAUCCCGGACCCGACCGUGAGGAGAGACGAUUAAAAGACGGACCGCGCUCGGAGCGCCUUUCCCGAGCUCCUCCGAAGGGGAAUGCCGUGCCCGUCGGCCGCCUCGGUGCUUUAGACGGUAAAUAAACCGUCUUUCUCUCGGUAUGGCGGAGGCACGCGCGGAGGAGGACGAGGAGCGUUUGCGCGAGCCCGGCGGCGCGAGACGGAGCGCAGAGCAUUCAGACAGAAACAAACCCGACCAGCGUCACUCCAGCCAAGGGCCGCUGUCCUCCAUCAGAGCCGUCAUCAAGCGCACAUCGGCGAGAACGAGCGCUCAGAGCGACCAUCAGCGAGAACGCAGGCGUCCAGAAAUCACCAUCCUCUCCGCCGAGCCGCUGCCGUCUAAUACCUGGUUCCCAGGGGCUUCCGGCGCGUUUCCUCCAGCCCCGCCCCCGGCCCCGCCCACGUGGGCUGCAGGCUCUGCGACGGUGCAGCUCCCGCCCCCCUCCUACGAGCAGGUGAUCCGGGAAAAGAGCCGCGAGCAGAAUCUCCGGUCCUCGUCUUCUACGUCUACGUCUCCGUCUCCGUCUUCUUGUCACUCUACCUCCACCAUCGCCACGCAGACGGACACAAACUCCUCUGGCCCACAGUCCUCUGCUUCUCGUCCGGUUCGUAGGCCCCCCAAACCCCCGCGGCCCUCGCUGCCCCUCAAACACACACCUGAAGUGGACCGGUCGAAUCCGAACACCAGUGCUCAGCGCGAACAGUGCGGCGUCCAGACGGACUUUGACGACAUCAUUGACGACAUCUUCGAUGACAUCUCUCCCAUAGGCCCCGCCCCCGGAGCCAUCGGUUCCACCCAGAUCAACCUCGAUUCCCCAGGGGACCCGAUGAAAGAGGAGCCCAGCGUUCGCCCCAGACCUCGGCCCCGUUCCAGAGUCGCCCUGCGACCCGCCGAGGACGUUGCGGACCAGCAGAUGAUGCAGGAGGUCAAAGUUCAGACUCUGGUGCGUCUGAAGGACGAUGGGGCCCAGAAUGCGUUCGCCGGCUUCGGCGACGCUCCGUCCAACAUCUCCAGCAAAUACCUGCAAGACCUGCUGGAGGUGUUUGGUUCGGAUGAAACGAAUGUCCAGCGCGGGGAAAGUCAACAGAGGGAUGCAGGAACUGUACUAGAAGAGGAAACCGCGGCCAUUAUGACACCUAUACCGGCAGAACCGUUAAAUAGACCCAAACCGCGACCUAGAACUCAGAAAUCCAUGCCCCAGCUCACCUCAAAACCAUCUGUCUUUGAGGUUUUUGAUACCAGAGAACCUAGCGGUGAGCAGAACCCCUCCAAACCACCGAGUCCACCAGUGCCAGCACCCAGACCCCUUCUAAACAAACUCCAAAGUCCGCAGAGUCCAGAUCUUCUCCGCCAGGACCGGCCUGACAGCGCUCCUCCAGAGCAGCAGGUGGCAGCGCAGGUCUCUGCUCCACCCGAGAGGAGAAACUCAGAUGAUCAAACUACUAACACUCGAGUGAAGACGCCACCAGUGACUGACCGGAGCGUUGGAAAACGUCUGUCGGCCCCCAAACACUCCCGUCCUCCUCCACCUGUGCUCAGGAAGACGCUGUCCAGCUCACAGGUCGCGGUGGAUGUUUCCGGAAACUCCUCCGUUCCUUCUCUUCCUCCGAGACCCAGUGGUGGCAGACUCCUCCCACUCCGCCCUCCUCCAAUCAAAGUGACCAAACGUCCAGGCUCCUCCUCCUCCCCUGCCGCGACCAAUCAGCUGCCAGGCAGCAGGGUGCCGAAGAGAGGCCCGCCCCUCCCGCCCCGCCCCGGACCAGGACACCCGCUCUACCAGCGCUAUUCUAGCAAAGAGCUGGAGAACACCAGCAAAGACCAAGAGGAACCACCUGAGGAAACAUCUUCACUUGAAGAAGAGCACCUGAUUGUCCUGGAAGACGCAGACGUCCCACAAACGCUGUCAAACACACUCCAGGACCUCUGCUCCUCAGGAGAGGUCAAAGGUCAAGACGUGACUGUCCGUGAGCUUCUCCUGGACGAAGAGCCCUCGGAGCAACCGAUCCAACAAGACACACAGAACAGGAGCGUCGUGGCCCGCUUCACGUUCGAGGGGGAGGAGGGGGAGCUGUCCUUCACUGACGGUGAUGUCAUCACUCUGACGGAAUAUGUAAAUGAGGAGUGGGGGCGUGGCCUCCUGAACGGACGGACGGGAGCCUUCCCUCUCAGCUUCAUCCAGGCCGUGGAGGAGAGCGAACCGUUGCCAAGGAAACCGACUCCGGAAUGUCCGCGGCCCCCGCAGGAGCCGGAGUCAGAGGACGAGCACUUUAUGACUUUACUCCCGCGUGUGAGGACGAGCUCUGUCUGAAGGCAGGAGAUGCGGUGUGUGAUUUGGAGGACAUGGAUGCUGAGUGGUUUCUUGGAGAAUCCGGUGGGAAACGGGCAUUGUCCCUAAAAACUACAUCCAAGUGCUGCUGGACCCCUGAACACGGGCUGUCCCGUCAUGUGCCUGAUGAGUGUUUCUGCAUUUGCCUUACUUAGAUGUAAUACAGUUAAAUGAGGUUAGUGAGGGGAUGUCCUGUACUGUACUGACGUGUGUGUGUGUGUGUGUGUGUGUGCGCGCGGCCAGAUGAACUUGUUUACACUUUUAACCCACAUUAAACUGAUCAGUUAUGUAAA
This is a messenger RNA of Puntigrus tetrazona (Sumatra barb), 2743 nucleotides long. RefSeq lists its product as uncharacterized. Gene Ontology annotation, biological process: protein transport to vacuole involved in ubiquitin-dependent protein catabolic process via the multivesicular body sorting pathway. Gene Ontology annotation, molecular function: protein binding. Gene Ontology annotation, cellular component: ESCRT-0 complex. NCBI's taxonomy places the organism in Eukaryota, Metazoa, Chordata, Actinopteri, Cypriniformes, Cyprinidae. The record is from RefSeq and is a predicted model, not a curated record.